UCUCUCACUGAUCAUCUCAUUCUGAUCCAGCUGUCGACCCUAAUAAGCUUCGUCUCUCUGUAUUAAAACCCCAUCUCAGCUUCAAGCAAAGCUUCUUCUUCUAUAAUUCCAUGGUCUCUCUCCAAACACAGAGAGACUGAACUUAGAUCAAGCUUCGUUUACUUAGCUAGUUAGCUCAGCCAAAACCAUGGCUGUAUCUACUUUCUUGUUGGUAGUUUUGCUGCUGGGUAUUUCCGGUUCUGCUGCGGCUGAGGUGGAGGUGAAGGCGGGUGCUGGAAGCAGCCGGAGCACCUACAUUGUUCACAUGGCGAAAUCCAAAAUGCCGGCGAGCUUCGAGCACCACACUCACUGGUACGAUGCGUCGCUCAGAUCAGCCUCCGACUCGGCCGAGAUGCUCUACACUUACACCAACGCCAUCCACGGCUUCUCCACGCAGCUCACCCCGGAGGAGGCGGAGAUGCUCAAGUUCCAGCCCGGAGUUCUGUUCGUACAUCCCGAACAGAAGUACGAGCUGCACACCACUCGCACCCCCGAGUUUCUCGGGCUCAACCAGAACAACGAGCUCUUCCCGGACUCCGAGUCCUCCAGUGACGUCAUCAUUGGAGUGUUGGACACUGGGGUGUGGCCGGAGAGCAAGAGCUUUGACGACGCCGGGCUCGGGCCUGUUCCGGCGAGCUGGAAGGGCACGUGUGAGGAGGGCACGAACUUUAGUUCCUCGGCGUGUAAUCGGAAGCUGAUCGGCGCGAGGUACUUCUCCAAAGGCUACGAGGCCACGUUAGGCCCCAUCGACACUUCCAAGGAGUCCAAGUCCCCAAGAGACGACGACGGCCACGGCACCCACACCUCCACCACCGCCGCAGGCUCCGUCGUAACAGAAGCCAGCCUUUUAGGCUACGCGCCGGGGACCGCGCGUGGGAUGGCCACGCGCGCCAGGGUCGCAGCCUACAAAGUGUGCUGGAUCGGCGGGUGUUUCAGCUCCGACAUUCUGAUGGCCAUAGACAAAGCCAUCGACGACAACGUCAACGUUCUGUCCAUGUCUCUCGGCGGCGGAAUGUCCGACUAUUACCGGGACAGCGUGGCGAUCGGAGCUUUCUCGGCGAUGGAGAAGGGGAUCUUGAUCUCUUGCUCCGCCGGGAACGCGGGCCCCAGCGCGUACAGCUUGUCUAACACAGCUCCAUGGAUCACAACCGUAGGCGCGGGCACACUGGAUCGGGACUUCCCGGCUUACCUGAGCCUUGGUAACGGUAAAAACAUCUCGGGGGUUUCGCUCUACCGCGGUAAUACCGAGGCAACGGCUUUGGAGAUGACGCCAUUUAUUUACGCCGGUAACGCAAGUAACUCGACCUCCGGGAAUCUCUGCAUGAUGGGGAGCUUGAUACCUGAGAAGGUGAAGGGCAAAAUAGUAAUGUGCGACCGUGGAGUCAACGCUCGGGUGCAGAAAGGAACUGUGGUCAAAGCCGCCGGAGGAAUCGGCAUGGUCCUCUCCAACACCGGCGCGAACGGCGAAGAGCUGGUGGCCGACGCUCAUUUACUUCCGGCGACGGCGGUGGGUCAGAAGAACGGCGAUGUGAUCAAGAGCUAUCUGGUUUCAAAUCCGAAUCCGACGGCGGCGAUUAUCUUCGAGGGCACCAAGGUCGGAAUCGAGCCUUCUCCGGUGGUCGCGGCGUUCAGUUCCCGGGGUCCGAACUCGAUCAUGCCCGACAUUCUUAAACCCGACUUCGUCGCUCCAGGUGUCAACAUCCUCGCAGGGUGGUCUGGCGCUGUCGGCCCGACCGGUUUGGCCGUCGACUCGCGGCGCGUGUCGUUCAACAUCAUCUCUGGCACCUCGAUGUCGUGCCCGCACGUGAGCGGCCUCGCUGCGCUGCUCAAAGGUGUCCACCCGGAGUGGAGCCCCGCCGCCAUCCGAUCGGCGCUGAUGACCACCGCCUACACGGCCUACAAGAAUGGGCAGAAGUUGCAGGACGUGGCCACCGGAAAACCAUCCACGCCGUUUGAUCACGGUGCGGGACACGUGGAUCCGAUAUCGGCCCUCAAUCCGGGGCUAGUGUAUGAUUUGACCGCGGACGAUUAUCUAAACUUUCUCUGUGCGUUGAACUACACCGAGACUGAAAUUAACAGCUUGGCAAAAAGAAAGUUUACUUGCGACCAAAGCAAGAGUUACAGCGUUAGGGAUCUGAACUACCCUUCUUUCGCGGUAAACUUCGAGAGCAGCUCUUCGUCUAAGACCACCAUGUUGAAGUACUCGAGGACUUUAACCAAUGUAGGCCCGGCCGGCACCUACAAGGCGACGGUGACUGCAGAUAACCCGGCGGUAAAGAUAUCGGUGGAGCCAGAGUCGUUGAGUUUCGCGGCGGCAAAUGAGAAGAAGAGUUACACGGUUUCGUUCGCGGUAACGGGGUCGUUGCCGACGAGCACUUUGAGCAGCUUUGGGAGGCUGGAGUGGUCUGAUGGGAAGCACAUUGUUGGAAGCCCAAUAGCUAUCAGUUGGAGCUAGGUGGGAGCCUAAUGCAGCAUGAAGUGUUUGGAUGAAAUUUUCGGUCGCUCAAAGAGUGAUGUGAAUGUAUGGAUUGCAUAAUGCUUAGUGCUCUUUAGUGUUAGAGAUCGGAGCUGUAUGACGAUGAAUUUGUAAUGGUAAUUGUUUCCAGCUAAAAAAUGGGAGCUAGAAAUGUUUAGGGUUGAAGGUGUUUAAUUUGUUCGUUUCUUGGUGUACAGCGUUUUCUAGUUUGGCUUUCAAUAAUACAAGUUACAGUCACCGGCUGGGUUAAUAUUAGAUAGUUCCCAACUGCUACACUUGAUUCCGGAAUUCACCAGAUCAUAUCGUUCACCUUGCUUAUAUCAGUUGUAUCACUUGUAGUC
Messenger RNA from Argentina anserina (silverweed cinquefoil), 2856 nucleotides. Its product is annotated as subtilisin-like protease SBT1.7. The transcript has a single exon. The record is from RefSeq and is a predicted model, not a curated record. Gene Ontology annotation, molecular function: serine-type endopeptidase activity. Lineage: Eukaryota; Viridiplantae; Streptophyta; Magnoliopsida; Rosales; Rosaceae. Gene Ontology annotation, biological process: proteolysis. The coding region runs from base 188 to 2494 and encodes 768 amino acids.